This is a messenger RNA of Hyaloscypha bicolor E, 850 nucleotides long. RefSeq names its product cytochrome b5. The coding region runs from base 77 to 457 and encodes 126 amino acids. Gene Ontology annotation, cellular component: membrane; endomembrane system. The record is from RefSeq and is a predicted model, not a curated record. The transcript has 4 exons. Lineage: Eukaryota; Fungi; Ascomycota; Leotiomycetes; Helotiales; Hyaloscyphaceae.
UUGCAAUUCCCUUGCUCAACAUUGCGUUUACGGAAAGAGGUAAUUCUAAGUAGUUGCGCAGGUCCAACAUUCCACAAUGGCAACCAAAGGCAAAUUCGAGCCCAAGACACCGGUAGUGCUCAACCCACCAAAGGACGACCCUAUCACCCCAGAGUUUUUGUCGAGGUGCAAUGGUAUUGACAGCAACCUGUGCUACGUCGCGAUCAAAGGCAAAGUCUUCGACGUAACCGGAAACAAGUCCUACGAGAAAGGCGGCUCUUACCACGUAUUCGCAGGCCACGAUGCCUCCCGCGCCCUCGCCCUCACCUCCACAAAACCCGAAGACGUGCGACCCGACUGGGAAGACCUAGACGACAAAGAAAAGCAGACCCUCGAUGACUGGAUGACAUUUUUCAGCAAGCGGUAUAACGUCGUCGGUCUUGUAACUUCUCCUCCGUCUGGCUCUACGCCAGCAUAGGAGUAGAACGGUCAUGUGGCUAUUUGAUGAUGGGACGGGAGGGAGUUCGGCGUACAUACUCAAGCAAUGCCGCUUCAUAUUGGGCGGGAGAAAAAGCCGAGACCGGAGCAAGAAUAAGUACAUCACACCGAAUCACAUCUUGCCUCGAGCUGCCAUACGAUCUAUUUUUGCCGGAGGCCUCUCCUGCUCCGCUAACCGGGAAGUCCCGUCGUUAGGUACUUGACGGCUAUUCUACCCAAAAACUCGGAUCCGACGUGGCUGACUGGAUCGACAUUUGUGCAACGGAGCCAUUCUGUCUCUCGCUGAAUCUGGAGCAACCUCCUGAAUGUCGUGCUAUGGCUGUUUUACAUAACGUGCUGUGUUACUCCCGCUGGUUAUGUUCCCGGUCCAUGC